AAGCAUCAUGGCGGUGCAGAACGCAUCAUUUGGCUACCUGUCCUUUCUCGGCUACCUUCGGCACGCAGACGGUGGAAUUUAUUGUAGCUCGCAAAAACCCACAAGAGGCAGAAGCAUCAGCACCACGAGAGCAGGAAAGCAAGAACACUGACCGCAGGAGAAAAAGGCUUUUUUCACGGCUACCGUCGCUACCUCGCUGCUUUUAGUUUGCCUGUGGCUGUUUAAUUUUUCAUCACCAAACACGGCACCGCUUAUACUACCCGUGUUACGUUCGCGUGUAUGUGCAGGGUGUUGUAAAGCGGCAUCAUCAUCACCACCAUCACCUUCGUCUUCGCAGUGCAGGCGGCUCGCGGAAACACCAAUUUUCCAUUUCCAUCGCUCUGUUCCGACGACACAGCGCGUUACGUUUUGUGAGCGGUGAAACGAACUGUGGAAAAUGAAGUGAACGUAGUGGCAGCAGCAGUGUGCCAGUUUUCCUUUACCCACCGUGUACGUCUAUGAACACGCAUUUCGGUUCUGUCGGACAUUCGCGGGGUGUGUGCGGCGGGUGCAGCGCAGAAGAAGUCUUGAUCUUGUACAUCGCCCCUGCCCUACCUUCCUGGGUCGUUCCGUAGUCGCGCGAGCCCAAGCGCUGGGCAUGGUUUUGGUCGAGCGAAAGAAAAUGUCGGCAAAUCGUCAUCCCGUCGUCAUCGUUCACUGACGGUACCGCAGAGAUACCUGGAGCGGGCCCUGGGAGCGGUGCGUCAUUCGUCCAUUCGUCGCUGCGUGCGUGUUGUGUGUGUGAGUGUGUUGAUCCGCGGAGCAUUGUGCUGCUCGGACAGGUCGCUCCCCUGCUUGCCGAGAACCGUCACCGAUUCCGUGUGGGAUUUACGUACCGAAAUUAGGGGGCGCGCGCGUGAGUGUGUGUGGUGCGCCAAGUGGUCUUCUUCCUGUUCCGUUCCAAUCCUAACUCCACUUCCUCCUCACCUAGGGCCACACGGGCUUCUAGGCGGCGGUGGUGUUGUUGUUGUCGUCGAAUUGCUUUGUUACAUCGCAGUCACCGGAGAGAAAGCGGGGUACGAUGGGGCGGAUUGCCAGCUAGUGCAAAGUUGUGCUUCAUCAUUCGGUGUCACACACAGAAAGUAGCCGCUGCCGUGUGCUUAAGAGUGUGUGUGUGUGUGUGGGCCGUAGAAUCGUGUGUGGGUCGUGUGUGUGGGCUGGACGGGUUGGCUUUUUGAGUGGUACACUGUGGCCGUAGAUUGGGAUUUCGUGUGUGUUUGUUCCGCGUGUCUCUCGAGCAACAAAACAACGAUCAUCGAGUGUUGAAAGUGUGUGCGUGUGUGCGAUUGUUACAAGCAUUUUACGAUAGUGCUAGUGCGUGCAUGUGUGUGUGUGUGUGUGUGUGAGUGUGCACGCACGAUCACCAGGUGGGAGGCGAAGAAUUCAGUGUGUUUUGCUAAAAUAUCGGCAAAGAAAGGAAAAUAGGGAAAGAAAGAAGGAAAAAAAGGCACAACAGCAACAAACGCACACACACACCACCAAAGGUCGUGUAAAACAAAGCAGUACACGGUGGAAUGCAAAACGUCAGUCCACUGUGUGUGGCAAUAGUAGCAGCAACAAGCAGCAGCAGCACGACAUUGUUUAAAGUGUCCCACUCGGGUAGCGGAAGCCCCUUAGCAAACGCGUAAAUUCACACAGUGAAGGCAUUUAAAUACCCGUCUGGAGGCGCUUUCUUUCUUUGUGGUGUACUGCUACGGGAGAAUCGCCAAAAAAACAACAACGGAAAGAGUGAUUCGCGGAUUGUCACGGCGAGCUCAAGCGCAGCUGCCAAAGUCUACGUCGAAAGACGGGAAAACCCCCUUCGGUUUCCCGGUGUGCAUCAGUGCGUGCGUGCGUGCGUGUGUGAGAGGGGAAAACACGGUCAUAUUGUGAUCAUAAUAGGUGACAGGAAAGUAAACGCGCGGCCACGAUGAGUAGCGGCAACAGCACAACGAACAACGAUGUUAGCAGCAGCGGGGGUGUGGGCGGCAGUGGUGGAAGCAGCGGGAGCAGCAUCGAAGCCGAAUACAACGAAAUCGUAUCCCGGAGAGGUUGGCCAAUGGUGUUCCAGGAUAUUCGCGAAAGGAGCGACAUUCAGGCGCGGGCGAAAAAGUUUUCCACCGACGAGUCCAAAAAGCUGGAAAACCGGCGACUGAAUCGAUACCGGGACGUGCUACCGUACGAUCAUUCCCGAGUGGCCCUGAAACGUGGCGAAGGCGACUACAUCAAUGCGAACCUGGUCAAGAUGGAACGUGCCGGGCGGAAGUAUAUCCUGUGCCAGGGACCGCUCCCGCACACGGUCGGGCACUUCUGGAUGAUGGUGUGGGAGCAUGACUCGCGCGCCAUCCUGAUGUUGAACAAGCUGAUCGAACAAACGACCGUCAAAUGUCACCAGUACUGGCCGGCCAAGAUCGGCGAGAAGCAUCGGCUCGAGCUGACGGGCGUUCAGCUAUCGGUAGUUCAUCUGAAGUGUGUGGAGUACAAGAACUUCUGCAAACGAACGUUUAGACUGACCGACAUGGAGUCGGGCAAGAGUCGCGAAGUGAUACAGUUUCACUACACGACUUGGCCGGAUUUCGGCAUCCCGAGCUCGCCGGUAGCGUUCCUGCAGUUUCUGAAGGAGGUGCGCGAUUCGGGAACGCUCGACCGGGACGUUGGCCCACCGAUUAUCCACUGCAGUGCCGGCAUCGGACGUUCGGGAACGUUCUGUUUGGUGGACUGCUGUCUCGUGCUGGUCGACAAGGAGGGGGAAGAUCGAGUGUCCGUUCAAGAUGUACUGCUUGAGUUGCGACAGUAUCGUAUGGGGCUGAUUCAAACGCCGGAUCAGCUGUACUUCUCGUACCAGGCCAUCAUCGAAGGCAUGAAGCGCAUGAAUAACUCCUCGUUCGAGGAGUUUGAAGAGCUGACCGUUGUGGCCUCGUCCAGCCAGCAGAACAGCGACCAGGAGGAUAACGAGGAUACGCCACCGCCGCUGCCGCCACCGCGCACCCACUCGCUGACGUCCAAGCCGCUGCCGGUGAUUCCGACGAGCGAGAGCGUCCACGAGGACUUCCUGCUCGGCGGCAGCAAUGGCGGCGAUCGCGACAAGGUGAACAACCUCGUCAAUCUGGAAAAGAGCAAGCAAUUUGAGAUGGGUGACGAAAACCAUCACCACCAUCAUCACAACAAUCACCAUCAUAAGCGAAGCGACGGCAGCAACAACCACCACAACAACCAUCAUCACCAUCCGUACAGUAAUCGGCCGUUGCCGCCGAUCGUGCGGGACAGCUCGCUGUACAAAGUGAAUGAAAUGGAUAGCGAUGGCGGCGGCGGUGGUGGUGGUGGCGUGGGCAGCAGUGGCAGCGACGGCAGCGACUCCAAUGCGAUGAGCAGCGAGGACGAGCUGAUCGAGGAGAACGAUAGCGACAUCGGCGAGGAAGAGGAGGAGGAAGACGACGAUGAGGCAGAGCUGGAGGAGAAGAAUCGCGGCACCAUUGGCCGAGACGUUCCGUCCGACAACAGUGAUAAUAUUAAAAGCUCGCUGCUGGAUGAAAGUAGCAGCAGCACGACAACGGCUACGACGACAACGGCGACGGGAGGGGCCAGCAGCACCACCGCCAGCAGUGGAACGUCCACGGGUCUGUCCACCUCGACGUCGGUGUCCACCUCAUCGUCUACGACGGCCAGCGCGAUCGGAUCGAACAACUCGACGUUGGAGUCGAAGCGGGGCGACUCGAAAGCGGGCGAGGAAGCGUUCAACGCUAACUCGAGCCUUCCGCCGCUGCCAAACGGUGCGCUGGACGAUGGUGACGAUGCGAUCUCCAGCCCGGAGCGCGAAUUGUCGCCGGGCGCCGAGCUGCGACGCCGCAAGCGCAUCGAGCGCCAGUCAGCAAUGGAGGAGAAAAUACGCGAGAUCAAGCGCAAGCGGAAAGAGGUGGAAAGCAAGGGAUCGCCGAAAAAGCGCAGGUUAUUACUGUUUUCCCUUGCAGCAGGUGUUUGUUUCAGCGUUCUGUGCGUAUAUCUUUACACCAAGCAGAUGUAAAUGUGUGUGUUGUAUUUUGGUGUGUCGAGUGUCGAUGCAAACAAUGCGUGAAGUGAAUGUGUGGAACCCUCCCCCGCAGGCUAGCAUUAAGACACAGCAUCGAGCAACAAGGAGACUGGAAGGGAUCGUGAAGGUUGCAGAAAUGCUGCAAGCAAAAGAGGACACACAUGCACGGACCUAGGGCAAGGAAAAAUCAUUCCUACAUGUUAGCGGAGAGAGGCAGAAGUAAUCAAAAUGACUAACGCAGCAAAACUCAACCCUGUUAGCCCGCUGGCAUAUUUGGUGUUGAUAUAGAAAGGGUGGAUUGAUUGCAUACACGCAUCUCAAUGGCUCAAUACGCUGUGCUGGAUGGGGAACAGUUUUAUAGUGAUUUUUUAAAUGUUCAUUCGCUGUACCCAAUCGCGAUGAAAGUAUGUUGUGGAGAAUAUGUUCGUAUUGCUAAUUACGGGCACAUUGUGAUUGUUUGCGCUGGUACCGAAAUGCUGAUGGUUUGUUUUUUUCGUUUAUGUUGUCUCGUCCACACUUUGAACAGGCAGUGGAAAUGUCUUUUUCACGAACGGCCAAUAUAUACUAAUAUCCCGAACGGCAGGCACGAAGAUAUCGGCUUGCUGGAGCUAUGAAAUGAAAUGCAGCAAACUAUUGCAAUUGAAAGCAGAACGCGUACAGUGUGUGUGUGCGUUUGAUCGUAUGUCACGAACCAGCCACAUGAAGCAACAGAUGAUGCUUAACACGUUUAAUACGCCAACGCGAUUGUUGCGAUUGUUAGCGACGUUCCGUUUGCCACGUAAAGCAAGAAUCUCUACUUGAAAAAAUGCAUCACCGUUUCGGCGAGGGUGGCGGUUAUUGGCAUGCGAAGCAUUUUGGUAUUUAUUGAAGGAAAGUAAGGAGUGAAAAAAAGACGGCAACAUCUGCUGACAGACGCACGCGGGGAUAUUCCUGCUGUAGAUCACACAUUGCCCGCAGUGUGACGAAUGGAAAGAUCGAUUGAUUGUAAAUGGUAUUAAGGUUUAGUGAAGUAGUAUGUUAUUUUCCUUCCCUUUUGCCUAGUUUAAUUGUCGACUGUACUCACAUGCUCCUGGUUAUGUUUCAUCAUUGCCGACCGUAACAUAUUGUAUCGAUUCACAUAUUUUAGUCCAUUAGCCUGGUUGUUUCACAAGAGUAACAAGCACACAGGGCGCCACUUUGCUCGGUGUCGUAUGCAAAGUGAUGAAGAACGCACUCGGUGCAUCGUGCAAGUGACGAAAAAAGCAGUGACGGACGACUGUCGAUAUAAUGAUGAGACGAAUUUAUAAUUAGCAAAGCGAACGCGAUGAAACGUAUUCACGCCUUCUUCAUGCUAUACUAUGAUAUCAUUUCAUUGUACAUGAUUUCCACACAAUAAUAUAAAUAAUACAUCCCCCUUGCUGCUGCUGAGCGUAACGUAAGCGGACAAAAGAACUGGACAGAAUGGAACGUCAGUGAGACUUUAUUAAAGGAAUUAUUUUUAUACGAUCAUGUUUCGAGGGAGAGCGAGCGACAGCGUUGCUAGAAGUGGUGGUGACCAUCUUUUGUGUCCUGUUACAAUGCGUUUCUAAGUAGAGUUUUGUUGUUGUUGUUUUGCAUGCAUGGGGACAGUUGAUAGUUUUGGCAAAUGGCUAAAGACGAACAGUUAGAACGUAACCCCGUCGUAAUGCAGCGCGCAGUGUGCAUUGUUGUGAGUGUGUGAUUACAUUAGCGAGUUUUGUGGUGCAAAGUUUUCCUUUCACUUUUGACAAGGAAAAGAUAAAUGAACACAAUAAUUAGAGACGCCAGACACACACACACACACACAUACACACCAAUUCGAUUCGCGCAGUUUGUAUUGCAAUUAACUUUAGUCUCUACACCGGGCAUAGUUGGACAGAAGUACCAGACUUAGGGUAUGCGGUUUGAUCCAUGCACUAAAGGCACGAGUUAUUGCGUUGUGUUUUAAUCUUACACUGAAUUAAUAAUUGUUCAGUCCCCACGAUUAGAUGUGCGAUGUGUGAAGCGAACCUUACUCAAAAACAUAUAUGAAAGCGUGCGGCGCGGGAUCGGCAUUUGUGAACGAUUUUCUGAUGAUAGUAGAGGAUACGAGGGGAGGGUGCAGUUGUAUCGAGUAUACAUAUACAUGAUUACAUACACUAUAUCGUCCAUGUUUUUUAGACAUAUUGAAUAGUUUAUUUUUUAUCCCUUUUCCUGUUUUCUAACAAUAACCACCCCGUCUUUUUUAUUAGUAGCGGAUGAAAAUUGUAGGAAUGUUUUAUAAAAUCAGCCACACAUACACACCCAUACGUAUAUAUAUACGCGCGAAGAAAGCCAGGCGGGGAAAGGUGAACAAUGAGGAUUUAUGAAACAUUUUUGCAGUAACAGAGAACAAAACGUAGGCGAUCCACAGAAGAAAACAUGGCAGUGAACGAGGAAGAGAUAUGCAAACCCCAUCUAACAGUAAUGGAUUAGCGAAUGGCAGUGCAGAAAGUGCGAAAGUGAGACAAAAACACAUACUAGGCAGUAUACAGUAGAGAUACGUGUCUAUUAUUUUUGUUUAUCCUAGAGGAAAAAUUGUAUAAAAAAAACAUAUAUGGUGUAA
Anopheles gambiae (African malaria mosquito) is the source of this 6626-nucleotide messenger RNA. It is a transcript of the gene Ptp61F, whose product is annotated as tyrosine-protein phosphatase non-receptor type 61F. The coding region runs from base 1949 to 4039 and encodes 696 amino acids. Gene Ontology annotation, molecular function: protein tyrosine phosphatase activity. Gene Ontology annotation, biological process: protein dephosphorylation. The record is from RefSeq and is a predicted model, not a curated record. NCBI's taxonomy places the organism in Eukaryota, Metazoa, Arthropoda, Insecta, Diptera, Culicidae. The transcript has 7 exons.